GGCCAUGUCGUUCGACGAAUGGCGGUCGUGUUGUUGUUUUUGACAAGAAUUCAACGUCGCACUUCGUCCUGACGCACCGUCGCGCAUUUCGCGAUCGUCAAAUAUCCGCGAACGCUACGUUUCUCAGCUCGGAGAUAACCAGACCGAACUUGGGUCCAGCUUGGAGGCCCAGAGCGCCGAUGGCGUUACCGUGGCGGCGGCGGCAUCCUACUCGCCAGGUAAUGCGCGCGGCGCGCGCUACGAGAGCUAUGCCCGCUAGCUCGUCGCGUCCAAGCUCUUAGUAGCGCCGUUCUCACCUCUCCCUCCUGGAAUUCGAACUCACUCUCGAAGGAAACCUGCAAGCGUCGUAGGGGCGACAAACAUCAUUCAACGAGGCUCAGUUUCCGCAAACUUGUUCAAAUUGCUUGUGCAGGGCGACUUUUAACUUUUCCCGGGUGACCGCUGUAGCCGUUUCGUCGUCAACUUUCUCCUCUAGUUGGGAAGUAAGAAAGAAGAAACCAUGGCUAGCGGCGGCAUCUCAAGAUCGGGUCGUGUUCGCAAGAAGUCGGCCAAGUUAAUGGAAAUGGAAGAUUGGGACGCUUUCGACCUCAACGACGCACCUUCGAAGGCCAAAAAGAGACCGCGGUCGCCAGACCCGCUGUCCGAUCCUCCGGAGAAGAAAGUGGCGCCCAUCAAGAUCGCCAAGGCGUCCAAGGCGGUGAGCCCCGUCAAGGCGAGGGCCGUGGACGGGGUGAUACACCUGAAGAACCUGCAGAACAUCCAGGAGUCCGGCUACUUGAACGUGCCGACGGCCCCCAAGGCGGUGCCCGUGGCGCAGCACCAGCCCUUGUACGGAUCCGGCAACGUCGCUGACGAUUCGUCAAGUUCGUCGUCGGAGUCCAGCGAGACCAGCUCGGACGAGGAGUCUGAUUCAGACGACUCAAUGGAGUACGCCCGGCCAUUGCCGCACAUUCAGAUGCAGCAGAAGGGCAAGAAGCCGACGUUCCAGAUGCUUCCCCAGGCCAAGACUGUGGCAGCUGGUAACACUGAUUUCGAGGCCAGCCAACAAGCUAGACAGCGAGCCAUGCACCACAUGGAACCCAGGGCCGACAUGAUUAAUGUCGAGGAAAGCGACGACGACGACGAUGAUGACGACGACGACGAUGAUGACGACGACGACGAUGACGAUGAUGACACGCGCGACUCGCACCUGGUGAUCGCGGAAGAUGAGCGGCGGCCGCCGCCAAAGCGGGUUGGAGCAGCACCCGCGAGGAGCAAAGCAAGCGCAGCCCCCAGGCCCAAGGCCAGCCGCCCCAGCAAGAAGACCAACGACGAUCCAGAGUACGAGGAACCCGUUCCCAAGAAGAGCACCAAGAAAUCUGCCACACCUAAGGCGCCAGCCGCAUCCAAGAAGGCACCUCCCAAAGAGAAAGCCAAGCCGAGGCCCAUGACUGCAUACAUGUUGUGGUGUCAAGAAUACCGUCGCAAGAUAGUCAGAGAUAACCCGGACCUUGAUUUUGUCUCCAUAAGCAAGAAGCUCGGAGAGGCCUGGAAGAUGCUGCCAGAGAAAGAGAAAAUCGCAUGGCGCCGUAAGGCCAAGGUUCCAGCCAGCAAAGGUUCAAUGCUCAUCAGCACUGGACGGCCUUCAAACACAGCGGUGUCGACGCCAGCCACAACCAGCGCUCCUUCCACAACCACCGCGCCUGCCCCCCACGGACGAGCUUCAGGCGGAGCCACAAAAGUUGCCACCGCUGCGGCAGCUGUGACCCCGGCCACGACGCUGGUUUCGGCCCAGGAGGAUGCCAGGGCCAUGGCUUCUACGGGCGAGGGCCCGCGAUCCCUCGGCAUCGGCCCAGUUGACGUGGCCGCCCACCUGAAGCUCUUGGGCGAAUCGCUGAGCACCAUCGGGCAGCGACUGACUGAGCACGAGGGCCAGAUAGCGGUGUCCGGAAGUCUCUCCGUGUUGCUCGACUCGACGCUCUGUGCCCUGGGUCCUCUCCUGUGUCUGACGGCCGUCGGAAAGGAGAUGAACGGAUGCUCGAAAGAAACGCUUACCAGGAUCCUCAACAACAUUGCUUACGUCAUGCCCGGCCUCUGAAUCUUGCUUCUCGGGCCAACCCGAGAUGGUUACUGCCUCCCCCAUAUAGUGGCACCGUCCUCUCACGCGAGGCAACGUAGACAUCGUGCAAAGUGUGCAAGUGCGCGAUACGAGUCUCAUCUGGCCUAACCAAGACGGCCAAAUUCUUGCACCGGAAUUGUAAGAUGGAAGUCUGUGUGGUAAAUUAGUGCCGCCGCUUCUGGCGCACUCCAUUUCCCUUGAACGGCCGAGAUUCCGUAAGACGCCUCACCAGGAUCCUCAACAACAUUGCCUACGUCAUGCCCGGCCUCUAACCUGCAUUCUGAGCAAACCCGGGAUGGUUACCGCCUCCCCUCGUAAAGCGGCUCCAUCCUCUCGCUCGACACGACGUAUACACCAUGCGAAGUCUGAAAGUGCGUGCGCUUCUAUGCGUCUCGUCUGGCCUAAUCAAGACAACCGAAUUCUCAAUCCAGAGUUGCAAAAUGGAAGUUGGCGUGGUUAACUAGUGUCGCCGUGCCUGGGGCACUUUGUUUUCCCGCUGCGGCCGAGAUUCCGUAAGACAUGCCUCUCGGCUACAAUUAUGCUGCUAGUGGGGAGCUCGUUUGUCUUGUCGAGGGCCGGCUCAGAUGCAUGGAAAGCCCGCCUACCAAACUUUGCAUAUAGUCUACUUGGUGCAACGAGAUGACCUGUCGGAACUUUUGUGCUUGUGUCCGGUGCCCCCAAAUGAAGAAUGACAAAGCUAAGACGUCGGUUGUGCAUCCGAAUCUUUUGAGUUCUUUCUGAUUGUGGUAUUUGAAAACAUAUGCUGCAGUUGGGCAAGAGCGUUGCCUGAAUGCACAUGCCUAACGCUUUUCUUAACUUCCCGCUAUCUGUGUACAUGGGGUUUGCAGUGACAGGGAUCUCUGUAUAUUUGUGUUUUGGUUGCGCGAUGCUUUAGCGUACCACUUGUGUGAUCUUGGAAAGUUGGGACGUCCAGUUUUUCUGUUGUUAAUGAGCUGCAAAUCCGAACGUAGUAAAAUAGGCUCAUCGAAACAUUUCAUGUUGUUACUCUAUCUGCUCAUGCCACUCUGUAAUGUCGGAUAAAAGUAAAUAAUCGGAAACCGUGGCAACUAACUUUUACUCAACCUUCUUUGAAAAGCAGAGAAUGUGCAUGUUGACGAUACUUGUGUACAUAGCGAUGGCUAUGCUACCCUUCACCUUUGCUGUUCUUUGAACCUUGAGAACAAUUUUCAUGGCUGUAUCAACAUUCAUCCUCCUCUCAUUGAGACUGCAUUAAAUGGUGCACCAGCA
Molecule: messenger RNA, 3346 nt
Organism: Rhipicephalus sanguineus (brown dog tick)
Lineage: Eukaryota; Metazoa; Arthropoda; Arachnida; Ixodida; Ixodidae
Product: HMG box-containing protein 4
Exons: 7
Coding region: 500-2077 (525 amino acids)
Source: RefSeq, a predicted model, not a curated record